AUUCUCCAUUCGUCCAGUCACACUCUCGUCUCGCUGUCGUGAGUAGCAUCAGAUCUUGAAUACACAAUGGCAGAAGUAGCUCCAGCUCCCGCCGCCGCCGCCGCCGCUCCGGCUAAAGCCGCCAAGAAGAAGGCGAGCAAGCCCAAGAAGGUCGGCCCCAGCGUCAGAGACCUGAUCGUCAAGGCUGUGUCUGCAUCCAAGGAGAGAAGCGGAGUGUCUCUGGCCGCUCUCAAGAAGGCUCUGACUGCCGGAGGCUACGAUGUGGACAAGAACAAGGCUCGCGUCAAGACCGCCGUCAAGGCUCUGGUGCUCAAGGGGACUCUGGUCCAGACCAAGGGGACCGGAGCAUCCGGCUCUUUCAAGAUCAGCAAGAAGGUGGCCGAGCCCAAAGCCAAGAAGCCGGCCAAGAAGGCUCCUGCUAAAGCCAAGAAGCCCGCAGCCAAGAAACUCGCAGCGGCCAAGAAGCCCAAAGCUGCGGCCAAGAAGCCAGCAGCCGCCAAGAAGUCCCCCAAGAAGCCCAAGAAACCCGCAGCCGCCAAGAAACCUGCCAAGAGCCCCAAGAAGGCCGCCAAGAGCCCCAAGAAGGUGGCCAAGAAGGCUCCUGCAGCCAAGAAGGCUCCCGCAAAGAAGACUGCCAAGCCCAAAGCCAAGAAGGCAGCAGCACCCAAGAAGAAGUGAGCCCUCACCAACACCUGACACCUCCUCAACAAAGGCUCUUUUCAGAGCCACCCA
Molecule: messenger RNA, 732 nt
Organism: Acanthopagrus latus (yellowfin seabream)
Lineage: Eukaryota; Metazoa; Chordata; Actinopteri; Spariformes; Sparidae
Product: histone H1-like
Exons: 1
Coding region: 67-678 (203 amino acids)
Biological process (GO): nucleosome assembly
Cellular component (GO): nucleosome
Molecular function (GO): structural constituent of chromatin; DNA binding
Source: RefSeq, a predicted model, not a curated record